Messenger RNA from Dromiciops gliroides (monito del monte), 3901 nucleotides. It is a transcript of the gene MYBPC3, whose product is annotated as myosin binding protein C3. The coding region runs from base 1 to 3828 and encodes 1275 amino acids. Gene Ontology annotation, molecular function: protein binding. The record is from RefSeq and is a predicted model, not a curated record. The transcript is spliced from 33 exons. NCBI's taxonomy places the organism in Eukaryota, Metazoa, Chordata, Mammalia, Microbiotheria, Microbiotheriidae.
AUGCCUGAGCUGGGGAAAAAAGCAGUUUCAGCAUUUAGCAAGAAGCCCAAAACCACCGAGGCAGCAGUGGGCAGCUCUGCGGUAUUCGAAGCUGAGACCGAGCGGGCGGGCCUCAAACUGCGCUGGCAGAGGGCUGGCGGUGACAUAGCGGCCAGCGACAAGUAUGUGCUGACAUCCGAAGGCAACCGGCACACUCUGACGGUGCGGGAUGUGGGCCUCGAUGACCAGGGGCCGUAUGCCGUCAUCGCCGGCACUUCCAAGGUCAAGUUUGAGCUGAAGGUCAAAGCAGCAGAAAAGCCAGAUCUGGCUCCCGCCCCCAAGGAAGCCCCUGCCCCCCAGGAAGGACCUCUGCCCUGUGAGCCUGCUGCCCCGGGUGAGGCUCCCACCACGGGGUCCGAAGGAAGCCCUCCAAAGAGUGAAGCCACCUCUGAUGCUGCUUCCAGUGACCCCAUUGGCCUCUUUGUGACCCGGCCCCAGGAUGGCGAGGUGACUGUGGGGGAGAGCAUUACUUUCUCAGCCCAGGUGGCCGGGGCCAGCCUCCUGAAGCCCCCGGUGGUCAAGUGGUUCAAGGGGAAGUGGAUGGACCUCAGCGGCAAAGUGGGGAAGAAUUUACAGCUUCAUGACAGCUAUGACCGAGCCAGCAAGGUCUAUCUCUUCGAGCUACACAUCUCUGAGGUCCAGGCAGCCUACGCCGGUGGGUACCGCUGUGAAGUUUCCACCAAGGAUAAAUUCGACAGCUGCAACUUCAAUCUCACAGUCCACGAGGCCAUCGGUCCUGCAGACCUUGACAUUCGCUCAGCGUUCCGUCGCCCGAGCCUGCCUGGGGGUGCUCGCCGGACCAGUGGAGACGGUCACGACGAUGGGGGGAGCCUGGAUUUUUCCUCCUUGCUGAAAAAGAGGCGCUCGAGCCUCUAUGGGACCCCUCUGGUUGGCACCAGGGACCCGAAGCUGGAGGCCCCAGCCGAGGAGGACGUCUGGGAGAUCCUCAGGACGGCCCCUCCCUCGGAGUAUGAACGCAUCGCCUUCCAGCAUGGCGUCACGGACCUGCGUGGCAUGCUCAAACGCCUCAAGGGCAUGAAGAAGGAGGAGAAGAAGAGCGCGGCCUUUCUGAAGAAGCUGGACCCCGCCUACCAGGUUAACAAAGGGCAGAAGAUCCGGCUGGUGGUUGAAUUGGCCGACCCUGACGCUGAGGUCAAAUGGCUGAAGAACGGGCAGGAAAUUCAAAUGAGCGGCAGCAAGUACAUCUUUGAGUCUUCUGGCAACAAGCGCAUGCUAACCAUCAGCCAGUGUUCCCUGGCAGAUGAUGCUGCCUACCAGUGCGUGGUGAAUGGGGACAAGUGCAGCACUGAGCUCUUUGUGAAAGAGCCCCCGGUGCUGAUCACCCGGGCCCUGGAGGACCAGAUGGUGACAGUUGGGCAGCGAGUAGAAUUCGAGUGUGAAGUGUCCGAGGAGGGAGCCCCCGUCAAAUGGCUGAAAGAUGGAGUGGAACUGACCCGAGAGGAGACCUUCAAAUAUCGUUUUAAGAAGGAUGGACGGAAGCACCACCUGAUCAUCAACGAGGCAACCCUGGAGGACAGUGGUCACUAUGCCAUCCGCACCAGCGGCGGCCAGGCUUUGGCGGAGCUCAUUGUGCAGGAAAAGACACUGGAGGUGUAUCAGAACAUCGCAGACCUGACAGUUGGGGCUCGGGACCAAGCUGUGUUCAAGUGUGAGGUGUCAGAUGAGAAUGUGAAGGGAGUCUGGCUCAAGAACGGGAGGGAGCUGGUGCCCGACAGCCGCAUAAAGGUGUCCCACAUUGGCCGGGUCCACAAGCUGACCAUCGAUGACGUCACCCCUGCUGAUGAAGCUGACUACACUUUUGUGCCUGAGGGCUUUGCCUGUAACCUCUCAGCUAAGCUCCACUUCAUGGAGGUCAAAAUCGACUUUGUUCCCAGGCAAGAACCUCCCAAGAUCCACUUGGACUGCCCUGGACGCACACCGGACACAAUCGUGGUCGUAGCUGGGAACAAGCUGCGACUGGAUGUGCCCAUCUCUGGGGAUCCGGCACCGACUGUCAUCUGGCAGAAGGCCGCCCAGGGAAGCAAGGGCCUGGGUGAGACCCCAGAUGCCUCCAGCAAUGCCGCUGACAAUGAGUGGGUGUUUGAGAAGAAGCUGCUGUGUGAGACUGAGGGUCGAGUGCGUGUGGAGACCCACAAGGACCGUAGCAUCUUCACGGUGGAGGGGGCUGAGAAGGAGGAUGAAGGUGUCUACAUUGUGACAGUGAAGAACCCCGUGGGGGAAGACCAGGUCAACAUCACCGUCAAGGUCAUCGAUGUCCCUGACCCACCUGCGGCCCCUAAGAUUAGCAACAUUGGGGAAGACUCCUGCACUGUGCAUUGGCAGCCUCCAGCCUAUGAUGGUGGACAGCCUAUCCUGGGUUAUAUCUUAGAGCGGAAGAAAAAGAAGAGUUACCGAUGGAUGCGGUUGAACUUCGACCUCCUCCGGGAGCUGAGCCAUGAGGCCAGGCGCAUGAUCGAGGGGGUGGUGUAUGAGAUGCGCAUCUACGCGGUGAAUGCUAUCGGCAUGUCUCGGCCCAGCCCCGCCUCCCAGCCCUUCAUGCCUGUAGGCCCUCCCAGCGAGCCCACCCACCUGGGUGUGGAGGACAUCUCUGACACCACAGUCUCCCUCAAGUGGCGUCCCCCAGAGCGGGUCGGGGCCGGGGGGCUGGACGGCUACAGCGUGGAAUACUGCAGAGAGGGAUCCUCAGAGUGGGUAAGCGCCUUGCAGAGUCUGACGGAGCGCACAUCACUGCUGGUGAAGGAGCUUCCCACGGGGGCCAGGCUGCUCUUCCGAGUACGGGCACACAACCUGGCUGGGCCUGGUGCCCCUGCCACCACCAAGGAGCCCAUCACUGUGCAGGAGAUCUUGGAGCGGCCCCGGCUGCGGCUGCCUCGGCACCUGCGCCAGACCGUGCAGAGAAAAGUGGGAGAAGCUGUGAAUGUCCUCAUCCCUUUCCAGGGAAAGCCUCGGCCCCAAGUGACUUGGAGCAAGGAGGGGCAACCACUGGCUGGGAAUGAUGUGAGCAUCCGCAACAGCCCAACGGACACCAUCCUGUUCAUCCGAGCAGCCCGCAGGGACCACUCAGGCACCUACCAGGUGGCCGUGCAGAUUGAGAACAUGGAAGACAAAGCCAAUUUGGUCCUGCAGAUCGUCGACAAACCAAGCCCCCCCCAGGAAGUGCGAGUCACGGAAACCUGGGGCUUCAACGUGGCCCUGGAGUGGAAACCCCCCCAGGAUGAUGGCAACACAGAACUCUGGGGCUACACAGUGCAGAAGGCUGACAAGAAGACCAUGGAAUGGUUCACGGUCCUGGAGCAUUACCGUCAGACUCACUGUGUGGUCUCUGAGCUCAUCAUGGGCAAUAGCUACUACUUCCGGGUCUUUAGCCACAACAUGGUGGGUGCCAGUGAGAAAGCCGCCACAACGAAGGAGCCAGUCUUAAUCCCCAAAAUAGGCCUCACAUACCAGCCCCCCACGUAUAAAGACCUCGACUUUUCCGAGGCCCCGAGCUUCACCCAGCCCUUGGUGAACCGUUCUGUGAUCGCGGGCUACAACGCAGUCCUCUGUUGUGCUGUCCGAGGAAGCCCUAAGCCCAAGAUCUCCUGGUUCAAGAAUGGCCUGAACCUGGGUGAAGAUGCUCGUUUCCGGAUGUUCAGCAAGCAGGGGGUGCUGACCCUGGAAAUCCGAAAACCCUGCCCCUUUGAUGGAGGUGCUUAUGUCUGUCGGGCCAUCAAUGCCCAGGGGGAAGCACAAUGUGAGUGCCGGCUGGAGGUGCGAGUGCCUCAGUAACCAAGCUGGAGACCCCAGAGAGCCAGUGAGAGCCGGUGCCACCAGGACCCUGGCCCUGACCUUGGAGGAAACC